CGGAUUCCGCAUAUCUCCGUAUUUACCAUUCGCAGCAAGCGAGGCUGAGUUUUCGUCUGUUUGAAGAGAAGGCAAAGAAGAGAGAGAACAGAAACCAUGGCACUCUCAGACGCAGAGGUUGAGAAGCAGAUCAACCACAUGAAGAAGUUUAUUAAACAAGAGGCUCACGAGAAGGCUGAUGAGAUCAUGAUAAAGGCGGAAGAGGAAUUCAACAUUGAGAAAGGACGUCUUCUUCAGAACGAGAAGAGAAAAGUCUCAAACUACUUUGAACGGAGAGAGAAACAGCUGGAGCUGCAGAAAAAGAUCCAACACUCUAACCUGCUGAACCAGGCAAGGCUAGCAGUCCUGAAGUCAAGAGAUGACCACAUCAAGAGAGUUCUGGAAGAGGCCAGUACUCGAUUGAGUGAGGUGACCCGAGACUCCGCCCACUAUCAACAGAUGUUGAGGGACCUUGUUGCCCAGGGCUUGUUUCAACUGUUGGAAGAGGAAGUAACUGUCCGUUGUCGUCAGGAAGACGUUGGUCUCGUAAAAAAUGUAGCGGGUGAUGCUAUACGCUCCUAUGAACAAGCUACCAAGAAGACCUGCAAAGUGCUAAUUGACACGACCCAUCUUCCUGCCGAAUGUUCUGGUGGAGUGGAACUGUUCGUGAGGGCCGGCAAGAUCAAGUGCACGAACACGCUAGAGAGUCGCCUAGAGCUGAUGGGAACUCAGAUGAUGCCAGAGAUAAGGACUGGGCUGUACGGAGUGAAUCCAUCGCGUCACUUUAUGGACUAGUGUUUGUCUAUUUAUCACAGACUUUCGUCUAGGAGGUUUAGCAUUUUCGUGCACCAAUCAAGAUAUUGAUUUGUGUAUAAUAUAAUAUCUGUGCUAAUGGCCAAUAAAACUGGUGCAUUCGAAUAGUUAUAUAAAAAAUAUUGCAUGCAUUGCCGAGUGUGGUACUGAGUAUUAGGGUCAAUUUUUCAAAGCAAUAAUUAAUUUGUUAGGAGAAUAAACAGUAAGAAGUUUGGUUGCUAGGAGGUCAUGUGACUAGAGCGGGUGUGGCAGUGGGCGGGGCAGCUCGUAGUUUGACGAGUUUCCGUAUCCUGUGUACGAGUGCCUGAAUGAAGCUGACCUGACCUCGCCUCCCUGCCUCCUGCCCCUCUUCAACAUCGAGAAGCUGUUGGAAGAGAGAACUUGGGAGACAUCGACCAAUGGACAUCUUCAGUGAUUCCAGAUCUCCCGGACUUACGCCCUCGCUCAGAGACGACAGGUCAAAGGUCGUUUCCAUGGCAGUCACCUUAGCAGGUUCAUCUAUUCUUCUCAUGGUAGGUCGGGUGAAGGAAGCUCCGCCCACUCCCAUGCCUCUGGCCCCAGCCCACUGGCUUGCAGUGCAUUAAAUAGAACUGUAGAUGCCUCCAC
Molecule: messenger RNA, 1398 nt
Organism: Geodia barretti
Lineage: Eukaryota; Metazoa; Porifera; Demospongiae; Tetractinellida; Geodiidae
Source: the annotation of a GenBank genome assembly